UUUCUCGCGGUAUUUGACAGUGACAAGGAAGUCAUGCUGUCAUCGCAAAAGCCGGUUUGGAGAGCUCUGUCUAUGGGAGAGCUCAGCGGAUUUUAGUCAAACGUUCUUUCUUAAACGAAUGCAGCCAACGAAUGUAUCAUUAACUCACUGCGCGACAGACAAAGAAUGGGAUGAUCACGUGUCAGGCUGUUUUCAAUUGACUGAGAUGAGUGUCAUUCUCGUAAUUUACAUUCAUCAGUCACUCGUCGCCAGAGAUAAUUAUCCUAGGCUUCGUUGAAGUACCUUUUAUUAGUCUAUGAAUAUUUGUUGUUUUAAAUAUUCCCUCAUAUAAAUAUUUUAGCACUAUGUAUAACUCGGAGAGGAUUCCUGAAACAAGUAUCGAACAGAACCAAACCAAUGGAUGCAGAAGUGACGUGAACUCUGACGGGGCAGGUCAAGAUAAAGACCCUACUGAUUUAAUCCCGGCGAGACCUUCCAGAAAAAUCGUCCUUCACUUUGAUCUCAACAACACAAUCCUUGUAUCUGACGCAGUCACAAGACAAGGAACUGUAGCUGCUCUUGAAUACUUUCUGUCCACGGUGACAUGGGGGCGCAUGGCAAAAGGUAAAUGGGAGUGGUUGUCAGAAGCACCAUCUCUCCUCCAGCCUUGUGAGGGCGCUGUCACAUACUACUCUCAGUUUGGCCGAGUGGCGAGCUUCACCACCAUAGGUCCAGGCCGACGGUUCCGGAAGGUCCUUGAGGAACAUCUAGAACUUCUCCGAUGGCCGUCUGACUUACCUGCAGAUAAGGAGCUGUCUGUUAAGGGAGAAGAUGGGAAGUUGUAUCACUGGAUCCUACCUUCCUUCUUCCAGAUGCUGCAGGACUUGGCUUCACAGGGUGUGGAGUUCGCCAUCCUGUUCCGUACGUUUGGCACAGAUCUGCCCCGUGUUCUGACUGCCAUCCAGCACGCCGUCGAACAAGGCUCACAUCCGCUCUUUCCUGACCUCCCGGCUCUAAAGCUGAAGGUGAAUUUGACUGCCGGACGCAUCAAGUGCAAUGGUAAGGGUGCAACGCUGAUUCGUGGAGAAGAACACGUGUCCACACGGGACGGAGAGCGGUGUGUGUACCAGUAUCUGAGCUCUGCUGAGGGUCUGGGUGGCUUCCAAGACAACUUUGACUGGUGGGCACGGAACACAUACUCCAUUUUAGGAGGAAAACCACUAUGGAUUGACCCUUUCGAUCCCAAAGUUCAGCAUAUCUUCAUUGAUGACAACAUUCGGCAAAACGACGAGGACACUAUUGUCCAUCCUAAGGUGUUUUUGGACCCCGAGGGCUUGCAGACUCGAACAGCCUCCACGUCAGAGCUCUACGAUCUGUGUCUGGUACAGAACGACCUUCUGAAGGCCAUUUCUGAGCCUGGAUAUUUCACCCGACGCAUCCAGAUCUGCAUUGAGAACUAUGAGGGGAACAUUCAGACAGUGUAGUCGGAUGCAUCUCACGUCAUGCAGGGGAACACAUAAUAUAAAACCGACAAAUUAUGCAUAAACACAAUCCUGUGGUAUGUGUGUAUAUGUGGAAAAACCAUGUUCUCUGCUACAACCACAGAUCAGCACACUUUAUGAAGAAUGUUGCAGUCUAUAGAUCAAUAUAGAAGUAUAUAUUAUUUACCAUCAUAGUCAUUGGUCAGAUUAACUCCAAUCAUAAAUGCACUGGCAGCUGCUCUGUAGAUCUAUUUUGUUAUAUGCUCAUGAAGAUGGUUCUACCAACAGUAUUCUCAGGGUUUGUGAACAUCAGAGAUAGUUUUUUAGUGUUAUUUAUAUUUUGAUGCAUUUAACUAAAUAAGUUAAUCAUAUCAAAACUAGUGCUGUCAAAUCAAUUGAUUGCAUUUAACAUAAAAAUUUUGUAAAUGUAUGUAUCUAUAUAUAUAUAUAUAUAUAUAUAUAUAUAUAUAUAUAUAUAUAUAUAUAUAUAUAUAUAUAUAUAUAUAUAUAUAUACACACACACACAAACCUUUGUUAAAUUUGAUUAUUCGCGAUUAAUCAAUUUGACAGCACUAAUUAAAACACUUGAAUUUUUAGACAUUUUUUGUGAAGAAGAAUUCAUUGUUUUUGCACUUCUAUUCUAUUUUUAAACCCUUUUGGUUUGUUCUAACACCAGUUCGAAGUGGAGACUAACCAAAGCAGAAUUUGACAAUAUUUCUAACAUGUUCGUUGCUUUAAAGGGAUAGUUCACCCAAAAAUUAAAAUUUGAUGUUUAUCUGCUUACCCCAAGCACAUCCAAGA
Molecule: messenger RNA, 2261 nt
Organism: Megalobrama amblycephala (Wuchang bream)
Lineage: Eukaryota; Metazoa; Chordata; Actinopteri; Cypriniformes; Xenocyprididae
Exons: 5
Coding region: 345-1463 (372 amino acids)
Source: RefSeq, a predicted model, not a curated record